Messenger RNA from Brassicogethes aeneus, 410 nucleotides. NCBI's taxonomy places the organism in Eukaryota, Metazoa, Arthropoda, Insecta, Coleoptera, Nitidulidae. The record is from the annotation of a GenBank genome assembly.
GCGUACGUCGUCGUUGACAGAUAAUAAAAAGUCCUUUCCUCUCGGGCAAGAUGGAUUGUCUGGCCGGCAAUGUCAAAACGUCGGAUUUUUAUCAGACAAACGGUUUGCCGAAGCGUUUCGAGAAUCCCGGCUGGUUUUACGGAUAUGGUACUCACAGACGCCCUCAGCCGCAUCCUUUUUACAACACCACCAGCAGCGAGUAUGGGCGAUUUGCACCAAGUAUUCACAGCGUGCCGACAAAAUACUUUCCAAGAAACCAGGCGUUCUCAAGAGGUUUAGCUGAGGGAGGUCCAUACAGAAAUUACUCACUGAAUACUGGAACAAACAUUUAUUAAACCUGCCCAUUCUUCAUCAAUAAAUAUUUACAUUUGGUGUAAAUCUAAUUUAUUAGAAUAAAGAACUGAAUAGCA